AAUCGUUUAGUAAGUUCAGUCAAUGCGCUCGGUAGUUAACAGUUAGCAUAAAUAAAUUGAAACAAAACUGUUAGGUUCAUUGUUAUCCGUACCUCCACAAAGCCUUGACGAUAUUCCAAAACUGUAGUCUUUUGCAUUUGAAUAAGCUUUAUUUUGAAGGGGCGUGUCCUCUGAAUUUAUUAUUUUGAUUCUGGACGUGAUGUCAGCGGACAGCUGCGCGCGCGGGCGCUUGCUCGUGCACCGGCGCCGUUAGAGCGGGAUGUGCGAGGACAGCAGUUGCUACACCGGCCAGUCUGUUGUAGGUUUUUUGUCCUGCGUAUAACGUUAUAAAUACAGGAGAGAGAGGCAAGCAGUGUGCGGCGUACCUGUAAGAGAGUGCGGAGAGAGAGCGCUCGAGCCCCGGGCUGUGUGUUGAGGAGCAUUGGUCCUGUUUAGAUUCACGGCCUCUUCAAUGCCAAGCUGAAAAAUGAUAGAGAUGUCUGUUGUCAAAGAAACUGUUUUAUCGUGUGAGGGGAACACAGACCCCCCUUCCCAUCAGCCCUGCGAACUCUCUGGAAAUGAUACCAACGUCCUCCGUUCACCCGGAAAGACAACACACACACACCUCUGCAAAGUGGAUGGUAAAGAGACUGAAAAUGAGGCAUCACACGAGCACACGGAGAGAUUCGCUGGUGACAGCGUGGCGAGUGAAAGUGGCUUGCUUGUGGUUGAAUUCUCCACACAAACCCAGAACGGUACCCCGCAGUCCAAACAGCAAACGCAGAGACUCAAUAAGCGGCGUAGCACUAUGAGUGCCGGCUUCAAGUACCCCGGUUAUGGUAAACGACGACGCCGUGCCAACUCUGAGAGCAGCUCUGUCCUGCCCACAAACUUCCUGCUGGGCGGGAACAUUUUUGACCCGCUCAACCUCAACAGCCUUUUGGAUGAAGAGGUGAACCGGGCUCUCAAUGCGGAGACCCCCAAGUCCUCGCCGUUGCCGGCCAAAAACAGAGACCCUGUAGAGAUCCUGAUACCCAGAGACAUCACAGACCCCCUCAAUCUCAACUGCCCCAGCACAAGAGACAGAAGUUUGCUGAUGUCUCCACUGAAAAGCGGUGGCAGGCGAAGACAUAGGAACAAGCACCACGGAGCAGGAGGACGAGGUUUGAGUGAAUCAAUGGUGUCGCAGCCUGAGUUUUCCGAGACUAACGGUUGCUCAGCAGCACAAGUUGAUGGAGCCACGUCGCUCUCCGCGUCACACGAGUCAGGCACUGCGGUGGACAGCCUUGACUCCGAGACUCUGAAAGACCACCAAACACUUUUGAGCUCCACUCCUGAGGCACAGAGUUCAAACAAGCCCAAUUCAACCACAAAUGGUGACGACGUGAAAGACAAAAGGGGGAGCGUUCCACCUACCAAUGAUGCCUCGACAGCACAGCCAUCCACAAACCCCACCAACCCUUCAUCAAACAGACAGCGCAAACGCAAGCGUCCCGGCGGCCGAAUGGAUACAGAUUGUUCAUAUGGGGCAAGAAGCUCCGGGAGAUAUUCUCAGUCCUUUCAAGCCGCAGGAACGGGCCGUGCCUCUGGAGGUGCCGACAGGCCCAAUCCAAACCAUUGCAGGUCACAGUACAACAACAACCAGCAGCAGCAGAAAAAGAAGUUUCAGUACGGCAACUAUAACAAAUACUACGGUUAUCGUAAUCCGGGGCUGAGUGACGACCAUCGAAUCUGUGUUUUCAAACCAGAGUGGUUCCGGGGGAAGGCCGUGUUAGAUCUGGGCUGCAACACCGGCCAUGUGACGCUGUCCAUCGCCAAGAACUGGCGCCCUGCACGAAUCGUGGGUCUGGAUAUCGACGGAUCGCUGAUACACGCCGCCCGACAAAACAUACGCCAUUACCUCUCCGUAGUCCACACGCAGCAGGCCCGACGUUCAGGGGAAAAUGGAGAGAGGGAAGAAGAGAAGGAUGUAGCUGGAGAGAAAAGCAAGAGGGAGGAGAGAGAUGAAGAGAAGUGUGCUCCGAAAGAUGAACACGUAGCGAUGGAAGUGGCUGAAAAAAGCAAGGAGAGAAAAGGGAGUGACGCGGAGAACAUGUCCACAGAUGACGAUCGGAAAGGUGAGAGUGGGAAAAUGGAGGAUGGGGAAUGUGUAGGCCUCCCUGAUGUGAAGAAUUCGUUCCCAGUGUCGCUCAGGAUCUCAAGAGGACCCAUAGCUGCCCCCCCUUUGCCUGAGAUGAGCGCAAACAGUCUCCCUCCUGGAGAUUUCCCUGCCAACAUCACCUUUGUCAAGGGGAAUUAUGUGCUGGAGAGCGACUCGCUGCUACUGACACAAAAGGAGGAGUAUGAUGUCAUCCUGUGUUUGAGCGUGACAAAGUGGGUCCACCUGAACUGGGGUGAUGCGGGACUCAAGCGGCUCUUCCACAGGAUUUACAGACACCUGAGGCCGGGGGGACUCUUCAUCCUGGAGCCUCAGCCCUGGAACUCUUACAGCAAGAGAAAGAAACUCACUGAGGUCAUCGGUAAAAAUUACCAUAGCAUUCGGUUAAAACCGGACCAGUUCUCCUCUUUCCUGACUGCUGAGGUGGGCUUCAACAGUUAUGAGCUCAUCGGAACUCCACAGAAUUUAUCUAGAGGUUUUCAGAGACCAAUCUACCUUUUUCACAAAGGACCCUCACCUCAGAAGUGACACAGCCAGUUUAGACCACCAGCUUAGACCAGCAUUUAAAACCACUGGAACUUUGGAUAAUUCAUUUCUUUGAAAUUGGGAUAAGACUAGAACUGAAUUUGACACGUUCAGUAUUUGGAUUUUUGAUGGAAACUCACUGGUGCUGAGACUAAAUUUCUCUCCCCUGCCAUUAAAAGGAAAUCCUCUGUGAUGUUUCCAAUGGUUCUGCUGAAGAUGAGGCCUUCUCUAUUACAGUCAGCUGGUGUUACUGGUUUCUCUCAAAUUAAAGUCCUGCGUAGGAAAAAAAAUCAACGAAAUGUCAUUAAUGUGGAAUGCAAGUUAUAAUGGUUAAAUUGUGUGAAGAAGAUCUGCACACAACAGAUAAAUGAUCAUUCGGGAUUUGUAAUGUUUGCCUAUGAUUGAUUUGUUUUGAGUUUUUUUUGUUCAAAAAGAUUGCACGUUCGCCAAAAAGUUCACACGAAGCUCUGGUUUCUUCUGUUGUUGCCAUGGACUUGAUUUUUCUUCAAGAAAAAAAAACAUUGCUUUUAAUAUAGAUAGCAGUUUUCAUUUUUACAUAGAAAAGCUUUUCACAAUUUUAACAUCAGUCUUUUCAGCAUCCGUUUUGGAGCCAGAUUGAUGGCUGCCACUUUUAAUAAACUGCCAGUAGCUCUUCAAUCAUUAUAUUUUAGGUCUAAACAGAAAAUAAUUUGGUCUUUGGGAGUUUUGAGGUUGAAGUGUGUUGUCCCCAAUAAAAAGUCCAGCUCUCGGAAGUGUGUGAUGACUUUUUGUAGUGGUGUGUCAGGAAACGAUAAUGAAUCUUAUAUUUUAUCUUGACUGAUUUGUCAAUUAAAAAUGUUUAACCAGAAUAGAUGUUGAAUUCAUCACAAUUUUGUAAAAUUGUUUGUUCGUGUCACCGAGGUAUGACGCCUUGUUGAAAGUUUGCACUAAACCGAGGUCAAAUUGAUCUCGUGUGUUUGUAAACUUGAUGGAUCUCUAAAAUAAGUCCUUUUUCAUUCAAAGGACCGUUUCAAAGCAAUUGAAAACUAAAUAAACUGCAAAAUA
Triplophysa rosa is the source of this 3706-nucleotide messenger RNA. RefSeq names its product methylphosphate capping enzyme a (gene mepcea). Gene Ontology annotation, biological process: snRNA modification. The record is from RefSeq and is a predicted model, not a curated record. The transcript has 5 exons. Lineage: Eukaryota; Metazoa; Chordata; Actinopteri; Cypriniformes; Nemacheilidae. Gene Ontology annotation, molecular function: snRNA binding; O-methyltransferase activity; RNA methyltransferase activity. The coding region runs from base 467 to 2665 and encodes 732 amino acids.